Molecule: messenger RNA, 2368 nt
Organism: Salvia hispanica
Lineage: Eukaryota; Viridiplantae; Streptophyta; Magnoliopsida; Lamiales; Lamiaceae
Product: exocyst complex component EXO70A1-like
Biological process (GO): exocytosis
Cellular component (GO): exocyst
Molecular function (GO): phosphatidylinositol-4,5-bisphosphate binding
Source: RefSeq, a predicted model, not a curated record
CUCAUCCCUUUGCACACUAGUGCGUGUGUUUCUCUCCAGACUUCUCCCCUACCGAACAGGAAUUCAGGCUGACAAAAACAAGAAAUGGGGAUUCCGGCGAGAAGAAGAGGAGCAGGAGGCGGCGGAGUUGUGGCAGUGGGAGCGGAUACACUGAGUGAGAGAGCAGCACAGAUGAGGGAGGCUCUGUUGAAGAGCCAGUCCAUCACAGAUAAUAUGGUAUCCAUUUUGGGAUCUUUUGACCACCGCCUUUCCGCUCUCGAAACCGCCAUGCGUCCAACUCAACUUAGAACACAUGCUAUUCGGAGAGCUCAUGAGAAUAUUGAUAAAACCUUGAAGGCCGCUGAGGUCAUCUUGUCACAGUUUGAUCUUUCUCGCCAGGCUGAGGCUAAAAUAUUGAAGGGUCCACAUGAGGACCUAGAGAGUUAUCUUCAAGCAAUUGAGCAGUUAAGGAACAACGUCCAGUUUUUCAGCAACAACAGAAGUUUUAAGAGUAGUGAUGGAGUCCUCAACCACACAAAUAAUUUACUUGCCAAGGCUAUUUCAAAGCUAGAAGAGGAGUUCAAACAACUAUUAUUGUCGUACAGCAAACCUGUUGAACCUGAAAGACUUUUUGAGUGCCUCCCCAAUUCUAUGCGACCAUCAGAAUCACCUGGACAUUCUACGGGAAAGAUUCAAUCUUCAAGUAGUCACCACGAUAAUCAAAAUAAUACAUCCGAAAGUUCUGUAUACACUACACCAGCUUUAAUUCCCCCUCGAGUUUUACCUCUGUUGCAUGAUUUAGCAUUGCAGAUGGUACAAGCUGGGAAUCAACAGCAGUUACAAAAAACAUAUAGGGAUACCCGUUCUGUUGUUUUAGAAGAAAGCCUGCGCAAAUUGGGAGUGGAAAAGCUCAGCAAAGAUGAUGUGCAAAAGAUGCAAUGGGAAAUUUUAGAAGCUAAGAUUGGGAAUUGGAUACAUUAUAUGCGAAUAGCUGUUAAGUUGCUGUUUGCUGGAGAGCGUAAAGUUUGCGAUCAAAUUUUUGAGGGAUUUGAUCCUCUCAUGGAUCAGUGCUUUGCUGAAGUUACUGCUGGGAGUGUUGCUGUACUACUUAGCUUUGGAGAUGCAAUUGCUAAAAGCAAGCGAUCUCCUGAAAAGUUAUUUGUUCUCUUAGAUAUGUAUGAAAUUAUGAGAGAGCUUCACUCAGAGAUUGAAGCACUUUUUAGAGGCAAAGCUUGCACUGAAAUUAGGGACUCUGCCUUAGGAUUGACAAAAAGGCUUGCUCAAACAGCACAAGAGACCUUUGGCGACUUUGAAGAAGCAGUGGAAAAGGACGCUACUAAAACUGCUGUUGCUGAUGGGACUGUCCACCCUCUAACAAGCUAUGUCAUAAACUAUGUGAAGUUCUUGUUUGACUACCAAUCAACACUGAAGCAACUUUUCCAAGAAUUUGAAAAUAAAGAUGACUCAAAUUCUCAGCUUGCUGCUGUCACAAUGCGUAUCAUGCAGGCUCUCCAAACCAAUUUGGAUGGGAAAUCCAAGCAAUAUAGAGACACCUCUCUGACUCAUUUGUUUCUGAUGAACAACAUCCAUUAUAUGGUCAGAUCUGUACGCAGGUCUGAAGCCAAAGAUUUGUUAGGGGAUGAUUGGGUUCAGAGACAUAGGAGAGUUGUGCAACAACAUGCAAACCAAUAUAAGCGGAUUGCAUGGGCAAAGAUUCUGCAGUGUCUCUCUGUUCAAGGCCUGACAUCAUCAGGAGGUGGUAGUUCGGUUGGUGCCGAUGGAGGAAAUAGUAGUGGAGUCUCUAGAGCAAUUGUCAAGGACAGAUUAAAGACAUUCAACGUGCAAUUUGAAGAGCUUCAUCAAAGACAAUCUCAAUGGACAGUUCCAGACACUGAGCUUCGAGAAUCUUUGAGGCUUGCUGUUGCUGAAGUGUUGCUUCCUGCUUACCGAUCUUUCAUUAAACGGUUUGGGCCUUUGGUUGAGAAUGGUAAGAAUCCCCAGAAAUACAUCAGAUACACACCUGAGGAUCUUGAACACAUGCUGGGUGAAUUUUUCGAGGGAAAAACUUUGAACGAGCCUAAGCGUUAGAUCAUAUGUGAGCUCUACUCUUCCACAAUGGGCUUUAUUGAUGCCUCCUUCAGAUAAGGUGUAUUGUUGCUGAUGUAGGAUAUGAUUUUGGUACGACGUUGUAAUGAGAGCAUUUGUUUUGUAAAGUGUCAAUAAUAUGUAUUAUUGUACAUCAUUAUUAACCAGAAUUGGAAAAUAUUUUGUGUUGUAAUCUUGUAUAGCCAAGUAAUUUGAUAGAUCAUUUGUUCUUUGGCGGAUAAUUUUCUUGUAAGGUGUAUGCAUACCUUUUCAAAUGUAUUUUCCUAUUUCUUAAUUGUCUUAA